AUGGUGAGACAAAACCGCCGCAGCAGUAACCUGAUAUCGGCCGGUUCGCUCCCCGUGGACGACGAAGACGAUGACGGCAAUGAAAAUCCGCUCUUUGGAGAAGACUCGGUGGGAGAAUUGGAUUUUCGAGCGGGUGGAAGUGGCAAUGGCAAUCCUUCUGCUGCCAGUGGUGGAGGAGGAGGCGGCGUCCGCAGUCGCUAUACGAGUGGCUUUACAUCUUCGGCCAUGCGCGGCAAGAAGAGUGGCGAAAUGACGGUCCAUGAUUACAUUCCCAAAUCGUACCAGUACAAUCCUGCCGCGGCCGAACCGAUUUUGUAUUACAUGCCCAAGACCAUGGCAUCCCUACAACAUCAAGCCAAACAAGUGGCUGCCGCGGCCAUUGCGGCACAAGAAAAAAUGAUUGCUGCCGGACAUGCCGUCCCCAAUACCACACCUCCCGUCAGUGCCGCCACAGCACCCACUGGCGCCACACUGCGAACCUUGCUCAUUGCAGCAGAAGAAGAUGUGCGAUUGCAUCGCGCUCGAGCCAAGGCAGCGCUAGAACAAGAUUUGAGACGAUUGCGGACGUAUCGAUUGGAAAAUGAUCCCGUAUGGAUGAAACGCAAGGAAAUUCUAGAAGAACGCAACACCAUUAUUGAUCAGUUGCAGACGGAUUCACAGCAAAUUUGGAACGAUUUAUUGCAAGCACAAGAUGACAAUAAGAAAAAGAAGGAAAUGGAUACUCUGUCACCGGCGGAACGACAACAAUUGCAAUUGGCACGAUGGCAAAAGGCAUUGGAACUGUUUGUCUAUUGUCCACUCCCCACGACUUACACGGAAAAGGCGGAAGAAGGAGCAAAAGCCAGAGCCAAGGCAUUGAAGGAAUCCAAAGAUGGCAAGAAAAAGAAAAAGGACAAGAAAAAAGACAAUGAGCCUCCACCGGUCGUACAUCCCUUGCCAGAUGUCAUGGAUCCUGCCAUUAUUCUCGAUUCUCUCCUCGAACAAGGAGCUGCAGGUGCCAAUACCACCACCACGGCAGCAGGCGGGGAAGAAGAUGACAUGAGUGCCAUGUUGCAAGAAGCCAGUAACAUGUGUCAGUCAUUGGUCGAAAUCACACACAAACAAUGCGCUUCGGCGGCACAGCAAGUACUCAGUCAAGAAGAAUCCUAUUCGAUUCGUCUCGAAGCGCACGAGUUGUUUUUGCGCACGGCAUUGACCAAAUGCGAGGAAAUUCAAGAUCAGUUUCAAGUCAAUGGUAGGGCGGCAUUGCAAAUUGGACAUCAACUCGAAUUUGCCGAAACCAAACGACGACAAUGCGAAGCUACUUCCAAACUCAUUCGCUUGUGGUGGAUGUUGGAAGCAUUAGCGGAAGAGGAAGCCCGUACCAACAAUACCAUCAAGGUGGAAGAAGAAGUACGAGGAGUCAUUCCGCCGACGUCAUGUCGCAUGAAUCCGCUUUUUGUACGACCCGAACAGUCUUUGGAAGCGGCGCGGGCAUUGAAACAAUUGCGAGCUGUAGUGCGGUCGCGAGGCAAUGCCACAUCCACAUCGGCAUCGACUGCUGCUGCGGCGGCGGCAACGGCCGCACCCGCUGUUGGGGGUGCCGGUGGAGGUGGAACCGAUCAGUCGCCCUCGCAACGAUUCGAUUGGACGGCAAAUCUCAUUACCAGAACGUCCGAUGCUUUGGAACAACGACUCUUGCAUUCCUUUUCGGAGAUUUAUGCACAAGGAGGAUCCUACGAUUUCUCAUUGAAACCACGUCCUGGAUCCAUCGAUUGGCGUGAAUUGCAAGCUCUGGCAGAAGCAUUGCUCAUGUUUGAUUCGGGACGCAAUCUUCACAAGCGAUACGUGGACAUGGUGAUUACCUCGCGAUUCCCAGAACUAUUUGAAAAGAAAGCCAAUGAAAAAAGAUCACCACGACACCGCAAGGAAGAAGAGGGAUUUGAUAUGGAUGCUACAAGAUCGAAUCUCUCGACUCUGUUCCAUCGCGUGUCCGAUGUCUGUUCGGCAGAAUUUGAACUCAUUGCGCACGUAUUCGGGUCCGAUCAAACCAGGGCCGAUCCUCUCGAAGGAAAUGAACCCAUGCCAUUGGUGGUGGCGAGGGCUCUCUUGCAGCGGGUCAUUAGUGAUCCCAUCAAUGGAUUGCAGGCGAGGAUUAACGACAUUCUGGCCAGUAUUGAUCAGAGAGGUGACUUUGACGCGGGGUCCAAGAAGCUUGACACUUUUGUUGUGAUUCACGAAAAAGCUUCUGGACUCUUUUCCUUGCUCAAGGAUUCGGCUCAAAAGAUGAUCCUCAAAGAGACCGCCAAGAAGUCGGUUGACUCUGAUCUCAAGAACAAGGGAUUGGACUCUACCAGUCGUCAGUCGCAAGCCAUUGCGCGCAAUGCAGUCGAGUCUCUCAAAGGAUUCCUGACCUCACAAGAAUUGUCACUCAGCAAUACCCAUCGACAGGGCUACAUCAAUCUGGAAUUGCGAUUGCUGCAUCAUCAAUGCUGUUCCAGUUUGGACAAGUCUGGAUGCACGCUCCUCAUCCCACCUGCUCCAAGGCGAAGGGACUCGACCCUGGCGGAAAAGGGAAUUCUGGAGGAAUACCGGGCUCCAGUGGUACCUUUGGACAAACAGCAACUCUUGAAGUCCGGAUUGAAUGCGCUCUUGUCGGGGCCAUUGAAGCAGUCCGUUCUGCUACAGCCUUUGGUUCAUGCCACAGAGUCCUUGGCGAGGGCGCGUUUGAUGUUUUCGUCGGGCAAAAAGAAGGGAGGCGAAACUACAGCGCGAGUUGUCUGCAGUAUCUACAGUCAAAUGUGUUCCUUUUAUGGAGAAGGAUUCCUAUAUCCCAUUAUGGAAGUUCUGAGGGAUACUCGCAAAACCAAUCCCCCGGCUCAGCCACCCCAAUUGCCAUUCAACCAAGACAUGCCUGCUCAUGACCUGGGAGUAGAGCAGCACUUUUGGGUGUGUUUGGAACGCCUACAUUCUGCGGCCAAAGCCUUUGAUCGAGAAAUGUGGGCGGAAGGACGAGCCGACACGGGACGUGUUUGGGAGAUUUUGGAGCGUUGUGAUGAUCAGGACUCCAUGUCCAAGGCCCGAGCUUGUCGGUUUGAAUUCUACUCCGAGCUGGAACGACGGGGUGAAGCCGCAAUCAUGAAAGCGUUGGAUUCCAUCAGUGCUCAUAUUCACUGGAUUUUGGUUUCUGGCGGCGAAGGCAUGCUGGCAACGGGAGCAAAUCGUCUAAUGGCCAAUAUCACCGGUUCGUCAGCAGGCCCGUAUGCUGUUCCACAAGGGGCCAAUAUGGACUCGUCACUGAGCCCCGCGGUCGAGUCUUUGGUUUACUGUUUGAGGGUCCAAUUUGUGCAUGUCCAGAGUGCGAUGACAUCUCAUUCAGUCGCUGGCUUCUGGACUGCCCUCUCGAUGCGCUUGUAUGAUAUCUUGGUAGCCCGUCUCCUGAAGCACUACCAAGUCUCCCAGCAGGGCGCUGCUAUUUUGCGAGGCGAUGUGGAUGCUUUGCGGGGGGCUUCCAUGCUUUCGUCGGGAAGCCCGCAUGAUCACUGGGAUAUGCUACAGGAGCUGAUCACAUUGUACAUGAUUCCUCCUGACUCUGUGAAGGGUAUGCUGGUGGGACCCGAAGGUGACAUGAGCUUGGGCAAAGGAUUGUUUGGCAGAGCUGGCCGAGAUCAAUGCCUCGUUUUCCUCAGUCGCCGCGUUGAUUACAAGUUCAAACAAGGAGCCUCCCUUAAGAGGAGUGGUUGGGCCGAAGGGCUGCUGAACGAUCUGGGCCUUAGUGACCCCACGGAUCAUGGAAUCAACAUUGGGUUGUUUGCGGCGGAACGAAAGCCCUAG
Seminavis robusta is the source of this 3813-nucleotide messenger RNA. NCBI's taxonomy places the organism in Eukaryota, Bacillariophyta, Bacillariophyceae, Naviculales, Naviculaceae. The record is from the annotation of a GenBank genome assembly.